Molecule: messenger RNA, 177 nt
Organism: Monoraphidium neglectum
Lineage: Eukaryota; Viridiplantae; Chlorophyta; Chlorophyceae; Sphaeropleales; Selenastraceae
Product: ornithine decarboxylase 1
Exons: 2
Coding region: 1-177 (58 amino acids)
Molecular function (GO): catalytic activity
Source: RefSeq, a predicted model, not a curated record
AUGCUGCCAGAGCUCAGGACUGGGGACUGGCUGCUGUUCCCUGACUCAGGGGCCUACACGGUCGCGGGUGCAUGCGACUUCAACGGCAUCGCCAUGACAGAGCCGGCCAAGUACUACGUCUUCUCAGAGUGCGCGGUGGACGCACCCCCGGCACCAGAGGGCGACGGCGACGAGUGA